UUGUGAUCUUUAGCCUUUAGACACUUGAGAUGAAAAAUAUUUGUUAAAUUCUCAAAUAAUUGCACAGUACUGGGAAUGUGCAGAACUACAUAUUUUCAUAACCAGUUGGAGGGUUUUAUGAGAGAUUAGAACAGAGAAUUAUGCAGGAAGCCCUGCAUGGCAGAUCAGACACAUUUUAAGUACAGUACUAAGAUCAUCUUUAAACAAACAUACAAAUAGAUAAAUGCCAAUUGUAAUGAAAAAUCAAAUCAGGUAAAAAUGUUAAGAAUAAGCAACAUUAUUAGAAGAAAAAGCUACACGUUGACUUUCUAGUAGUCUACAAGCAAACAGUUUACAUUGGGUGAAAUGGCAAUUUGUAUCAUUUCUCAGUGUUUUUUUUACAUUAUUUUUUAAUAUAUACACAGUAAGCAGACAGGAAAUGACUGCUCAGUGUGGUCAUAGCGGUGUAGUUAAUGUUUAGUCUCUUAAAGCAUUAGUACACAGCGGUGCAGUCCACACACUAGCAACUUUGACUCUAGACGACUCAGCAUUGGGAUACGAGAGAUGGAAAGAAAAGAUGUAGUGGAGGCGAUCACUGAUGUCAACAGAGAUGCUAGAAACCGUCAUAAUGUCAGGACAGAAACGGAGAACCCAGACACCAAGAGACACCAAACACCUCGACACACAGGAAGUGUUUGUUUGAAGGUCAGAAGCUCCAGAGCAGCCCCAGUGUGUUUGAUGCUGCUGUGUGUUCUUCUGCUGACUGCAGUCAUAGUGCUGGGUGUCAAUCUCCACAAUAUGAUUGAGGAGUUUUACAUCAAGAACAAAAACCUCACAGACGAGAUAGAAGAGUUAAAAAACAGAAAACACAGCUUGGACAAAAAUAUUACAGAAUUAUCAGCUACGAAUAAACACCUAAUUGAACAAAAACCUGAUUUACAGAAGAAGAUCGAUGAAUUGUGGAAUCAGAUAAGCAAAAUGGAUGGAUGGGAUUGCUAUCAAUCCAGUCUCUACUAUGUUACCUCUGAGAAGAAGAGCUGGACUGAGAGCAGAAGAGACUGUACAGAGAGAGGAGCAGAUCUGAUCAUCAUAAACAACAGACAAGAACAAGACUUUGUGAAAAAGAAGAACAAAGAAAUGUCUGGUGGUUCUGAAAUCUGGAUCGGUCUAACUGAGGUGGAGGAUACAUGGAAAUGGGUUGAUGGCAGCACACUGACCCCUGGGUUCUGGGCGUCUGGAGAACCUAGUGAUAGCUCUGGUAACGAGGAUUGUGCUGUAAAUCUGUCAUCAGGGUUUGCUGAUUAUUCAUGUGAUAAAACUUUUAAAUGGAUCUGUGAGAAGAACAAUUCGAAGAACUAAUUACACUAAACGGUUCAUAAAGGGUUUUUACAACAUGUUUGGUCUCAUGUAAUAAACCAUCUUUAUCACUGAAACUCUGAGUAAUUUCGUAUGAUCCUAUUAUAUUUUGUUACUGAUACAACAUCUAGCAAAGUCACACUUUGUUAAAAGCUAAAAAAUGUUUCAAUUAACUCAACGGAUAAGUUUGGGGUGUGGCUAUUUAGUUUUUCCUUCAAUUCUGCCUGGUAACGGAUUGUGACGCAGAAACUAAGAUGUUUGUUUAUCUUUGUAACACAAAUGAAGAUAUUUUUGUUGAAAUCCGAGAGCUUUAUGACCCUGCAUAGAUAGCAAUGCAAUUGACACGUUCACAGCCCAGAAAUGUAGUAAGGACAUCGUUAAAAUAGUCCAUGUGGCAUCAGUAGCUUAACCUUAAUUUUGAACAUGUGAACAUGGUAGUUGCGUUGCAGGGUCAGAAAACUCUCAGAUUUCAUCAAAAAAUAUCCUAAUUGGUGUUCUGAAGAUGAACAAAGGUGUUAUGUGUUUGGAACAACAUGAGGGUGAGUAAUUAAUGACAACUAUUCCCUUUUAAAAAAAAAGAAAAUAAUGCAUUUCAGUCAUUUAUGAAAGUAAAAAAAAAAAAAAAAAGCAAAUUCAACCAAAGGCUAAACAAUAUGACCAGUUUUUCUAGCAGUCUACAAAAAAUGUGUGUGGGGGUGGGUCUUUAUCUUUAUCAUUUAUCUGCAAAAAUGUUUUUAUAUAAGCAAACAGGAUAUGCUCAGUGUGGUCACAGUGGUGUAGUUAACGUUCAGCCUCUUAACUCUUUCCCCGCCAGUGUUUAAAAAAAAAAAGUUACCAGCCACUGCCACCAUUUUUAAUGAUUUUCAUCUAAAUUUGACGGCCCUCAGAAUAUUUUCUGGUAUGAAUAUAUGAACAUAUUAUAUAUCAAAAUAAAGAACCGAGCCGCUGCUUUAAAAAUAAAUAAAUAAAUAAAAGUUAUUCUAUCUUCAUGUGUUCAUGUUUUAUCACCACUUAAAUGCACAUAAGUUUCAUCAGAAAUACAACAUUUUGGACAAAAAACUGAGAAAAAAUUCAUUUUUAUCAAAGUACUGCAUUUUCAAGCAAAAUGCAUUCAAAUGUCACAUUCUUUCACCUGUAA
This is a messenger RNA of Onychostoma macrolepis, 2473 nucleotides long. RefSeq names its product CD209 antigen-like protein D. The coding region runs from base 544 to 1338 and encodes 264 amino acids. The transcript is spliced from 5 exons. NCBI's taxonomy places the organism in Eukaryota, Metazoa, Chordata, Actinopteri, Cypriniformes, Cyprinidae. The record is from RefSeq and is a predicted model, not a curated record.